This is a messenger RNA of Bombus huntii, 6454 nucleotides long. RefSeq names its product venom serine protease Bi-VSP-like. Gene Ontology annotation, biological process: proteolysis. The transcript has 10 exons. The record is from RefSeq and is a predicted model, not a curated record. NCBI's taxonomy places the organism in Eukaryota, Metazoa, Arthropoda, Insecta, Hymenoptera, Apidae. The coding region runs from base 866 to 1966 and encodes 366 amino acids. Gene Ontology annotation, molecular function: serine-type endopeptidase activity.
UACUAGAAUAUAAACAAUUAAUUUUUAAUGAGACUGUACCUUGGGAAGAAAGAAUGGAUACCUUGAUAUCAUGGUUUCUACAUCCUAUACAUCCAAUAAAUUUUGGAAUAUUAUACAUUGAAGAGCCAGAUUAUCAUGGUCAUGUGAUUGGAAUAAAAGGACCUCAAUGUGAUCAUGGAAUAGCAAGUUAGACAGAAUAAAAGAUUUUACAAACUAUGUUAACAGCUCUGAUUAUAUAUUUUUGGGUACCCCCCCAAGAUUACACAUUUUCUCUAAUUCUGAUUAAACAAUUUUCCGGAUUUAUUCAUAAUUUCGAAGAAUAUGCUGGUAUUCAAAGAAUAAGGAAAAGAAUGGACCAGUAUAGGAAAUCUCUUUUUCAUUGAGGAGAAUUGACACCUUCGAAUGACAUUAGAAAUAUUUCAAUAUAAGCACCAUUGUCGAAGAAUUAGAAGAUUUUCGUAAAAGUGAGCAUAAAAAAGUUUAAAAACAUCUCUCAUCGUGACAGGCAUCUCUCAAUUAGCCGUCAAGUGUGUAAGUAAAAGGGUCGUAAGAUUGAUCGAAUUUGGUUUUUGAUAAUUCUGUGACUACAGAUCAAUCAUUUUUAAGAUCAAUUAAAGUUGCACUUGUCACACAAGUAAACAGUUUUUAUCGUAGAAGUAACUUUUAUGUGAUGUGUUACGUGCAAAAGUGUUUAUUUCUGUUACCAUGUUAUUGGUAUUUUACAGAUUUUAGUACUAGAACUAUCAACAAGUAAUGUACGACUGAGUGUGCUAUAUAAUACAUAAUUGUAAGAGAAGCGACAAAAUGAUGGUAUAAAUAAGUACUUAGAGGGAAGUUGGUGCAACUGUAUCUUAUUUUUCGAAGAAUGGUGAGAAAAAUGACGGAUCGCAAAGUGUUGUUUGCAUGUUUGGUGUUAAUUACUCUCCUGCAUCCAUUAGUUCACAUGGUGUCUGGCGAAGAAUGUACAACACCGAACAAUCAAACAGGCAACUGUCUCAACAUUAAAACAUGUAACCCUCUGCAAGAAAUACUGCAGACACAGGGUCAUACAGCUACCGAUUUUUUGAGCAAAUCACUAUGCAGAUAUGAGGGUCAUGCUCCGAUCGUUUGUUGUCCAAACGAUCCAAACAAGGAGAAGAGAGGGAUUUUAAUAGAAACUGUGUAUAAGUACGUGCCCUUGCGUCCACCAUAUUGUGGUUUCAGCAACGGCGAGCAUACCAGGGUGGUUGAUGGUAAACCAGCUAAGCUUGGUGCUUGGCCGUGGAUCGCUGCAUUAGGUUUUCAUAAUCCCCAAAACCCAGAUACUGAACCAGAAUGGAAGUGCGGAGGUUCCCUGAUAUCGGCUAGGCAUGUUUUGACCGCAGCACAUUGUGCAAUACGCAGUGAUUUGUACGUGGUUCGUAUCGGAGACUUAAAUCUAAAACGAGAUGACGACGGAGCGCAUCCUAUUCAAAUGGGAUUCGAAUCUAAACUAAUACAUCCUGAUUAUACUCCCAAUAUACACAAUCAUGAUAUUGCCAUUCUUAGAUUGGUGGAGGAGGUGCCAUUUUCGAAGUACAUACAUCCCAUUUGUCUCCCCAUAGAGGAGUCCCUACGAAAUAACGACUUCGUGGGCUAUAACCCCCUUGUUGCUGGAUGGGGAGCAUUAAGAUAUAGAGGACCACGAAGUGAUGUAUUAAUGGAAGUACAAGUGCCAGUGGUUAGCAACGCCGAAUGCAAGACAGCUUAUUCCAAAUUUCCUAAUGCACCUAUCACUGAUGGUGUAAUAUGCGCCGGGUAUGCUCAGGGUGGAAAGGAUGCUUGUACGGGUGAUAGCGGCGGACCACUGAUGAUACGACAGCAAUUAACCUUCUACCUAAUAGGUGCUGUGUCUUAUGGUCAUGCGUGUGCUGUAGCUGGAUAUCCUGGUGUUUACACUAGGAUCACGUCGUACCUCGACAACUUCAUUCUCCCAGCCUUGCAAUAAUACGAUUAUUAUUGUUCCAUAAAUAUCAUUUUUCGUGUACGAAAGGUAAAGUUGGCUUUUCUUAUUGUGGAGAUAAGAGGCAGCUCAAAUUUAUAUUGUUUUUUACGUCAAGAAUUAUAGUCUUAAAAUGCAUGAAAUGUAACUUUGAAACUACACUAAUUUUUUACCUACGUUAUACUUGCACCACUUAGAUACGUAAAGAUGAUAAACGAUCAUUAACUAAAUUUCCAUUAAUCAUAUUUAUACUAAUUUUGAUAAUAAUAAACCAACUCUCUGAAGGUUUCUAUAAAUUUUCUUUCUGAUGUAUCAAGAGCCUGAUUAAAUAUUCGACUUAGAACGUAUACUUCUUGUAUGUACAUACAAAAUUUUCCGGCUGAUCUAAAACGCUUCAUAAGAUAGAGAGCUUCUGGAAGUUCGGACACAGAGAGUGCAUAAAAUACAAGAUAAGUCUCGUGUCUUCCAAAACUAUUUUUUAUUCGCUAAAAAUGUUCUGUGUGCUCAUACAAUCACGUGCAACAUCGAAACUUUACUUAUUUUUUUAUCACUUUCCAAUUCAACACAAUGAUUCCACAUUUUUGACUAUAUGUGUAAUAUCAAAAAAAGGGGAGGGUAUGCGCUUGGUCUAUCAUAUAUUUAAGUUUGAGUUUUCUGGGGAUAGUAUAAGUCGUAAAUUUAACAUAUAAACUAAGAAUCGUAAGAGUGCUGGGGAAGAGAGAAAGAGAGAGAGAGAGAGAGAGUGUGUGUGUGUGUGUAAGUAAGAGGGUAUGCCUUGGUGACGUCAAAGCCAAAUGAGUAAUGGAUGGGAGAGAAGGGUGCGAGCGUGGAGGCUCAGCAUUUUUUGACCUGUGAAGACAGACGUUGUGAGCCGAGUGUUAGACGUACGAAGAUAUUGUAGUCAGUUUUUGCAUCGGGUAUUGCUUGUUAAAAUAAAACUAAACUUCACUUCAAAUAGAACAUCCUUUCUUGUACUUACUCUAAACUAUUUAGAUACUACAUAUGUAAGAGAAAUUUCCAUUCAGCCAAAGGUAUACUUACACAUUACAGAUACUUACGAGACAUAAACUCCCAAACUAUUGUGACGAAUAAAAAAUGUCAGCAACACAACUGAUAAACGCUGCUGCAUACUCAACACAACAGCGCAAGAAGUUACAAACUUAAUUAUGGCAACAAAGACAAGUAAAGCACCAGGAUUUGACUUGAUCAAUGGAAAAAUCUUAAAAAACCUUCCCCCAAAGGCAAUAAGACUAACAACGAUAAUAUUAACGCAAUUCUAAGAAUACAGUACUUUCCUGCACUAUGGAAAAUAGCACAAAUCGUAAUGUUACCCAAACCAAACAAAAACCCACAUCUAACUGCAUCCUACAGGUCAAUAUCAUUACUGCCUGCAUUUUCCAAAUUACUAGAAGAAAUAAAAUAUAACGGCCUAAAACCAAGAAUAGUAAAAGAAAAACUAAUACCGGACCAUCAAUUUGGAUUCAGGAAUAAACACUCCACAAUAGAACAAAUGCACAGACUCGUCAAUGAAAUCUUACAGGCGCUGGAAACAAAACAAUAUUGCACGGCACUCUUUAUGGACAUCAAAAAAGCAUUUGACAAAGUUAACCAUGAAAAACUUCUUCAAACAUUCAAAAAGCAAUUUCCAGAACAAAUCUAUAAACUACUCAAAUCUUACUUAAACAAUAGAACCUUUGUAGUAAAAAUAAAUGGUGCAUAUUCUGAAAUUAAGGAUAUCAAGGCAGGAGUACCGCAAGGAAUCGUCCUAGGAUCAAUACUAUACACACUAUAUACGGCAGACAUACCAACAACUGUCAACAGCAAAAUACUAACGUUCGCGGACGAUACGGCCAUACUGGUGAGGCACGCAAAUCCAGAAACGGCAGCCGCACUACUACAAGAACACAUUACAAAAAUAGAAAACACAAACAAAGCAAGUCAAAUAUCUAGGAAUACAUUUAGACACACACCUUACAUGGAAGCAUCACAUAAAAUCAAUAAUAAACAGAAUACGUGAAAAAAGGAAGUAGAUGUACUGGUUAACCAAUAGAAAAUCUAAAUUAAGCACAAUGAAUAAACUAAAUCUAUACAAAACAAUAAUCAAACCAAUCUGGACAUACGGAGUCCUACUAUGGGAGACGGCAGCAAUGAAUCACAUAAAUAAAACAGAAACAAAACAAGCAAAAAUUUUAAGGACAAUAGUUAACGCUCCAUGGUACGUCAGAAAUGAAGACAUACGAAAAGAUUUAAAAAUUCCAACAGUCAAAGAGGAAAUCGCUAGAUAUGCAAAAAAGUAUAAAGAAAGACUUGUAACACACCCAAACUAGCUGGUUGUUGCAACGAAUAAAACCAAAAUAGAAAGAAGACUGAAGAAGAAGCAUCCCGUAGACCUCACAAUAGAAAUAAAAUAAACAGCUUGGAAAAUGGAAUCCCGCUGGGGGUAACCAUCCACAUGUUAUAUUAUUAUACCACUAAGCUAUAAUAUUUUACCAAAUGUCCUACUGAACAAAUUGUAAAAUUUAAAUAAAUAAAUAAAUAAAAAAACAUUCGUUCAGAUAUAUAUGUCGGAGCUGAAAAGACACUGAAGCCUUCCCUUUGGAAUUUUGGGAAAACCCCUUAACAUUUUAACCUAGAUUCUACCAUAGCCGAUAUUGUCGUCAUUCAAUCCGAUUGUAUUUAUUCGAGAUUUGUGAUAUUGAGCUUAACAUUUAUUUAGUAUUUCAGGUAGAAUUUUAAUUCAGGAAAAGAAUGAAUUUCUGUAUGAAAAUUAAAAAGACAGAAUUUCAAUUUAGUUCGAAAGCUUCAGUGUUAAAUACUUCUAUGUUCCGUCCUUGGAUUAAUUUGACCUUAACUAAGACCUAAUAAUUACAUUAAUGUGCGUAAAUGCUUGAAAAUGCUAUAUAAUAGUAUCAGCUUCUUUUAAAAAAAUUUUAUAGUAAAAUCUUUAUAAAUUUGUAAUAUUUUUUAGACAAUUUGAAUUCAUUAUAUUAUACAUCAUACAUUGUAGUCAUUUCUAAUUAAGUUACUUUUGCGAUGUUUAAUUUUAUUUUAUGUAUAUUCUUAUAACUCUCUAUGUUACGGCGUGUACGAUGGUCCGUGCGCUGUCUGAAACUUUAUACUAUAUACUGAUCUACUAUAUACUAUGUACUAUAAACUGAAUCCUUUGACGUAAUCUUAAAGCUUGAAGGAAUCUCUAACCCUGUAAGUAUUUUCGGAUUAUGGAUAGUCCUUAGAACAAUCCUUAGGUUUAUUGUGCACUCUUACAAAUUACGGAGAAAGCGGGUAGUUAUUUUUCCAAUAAACAAUGUCACCCACGAACCACGUUGGUAGGAGGCUUCCUCCUCCUAUCUUCAUUCAUUAACGUUGGCUAUAACCAAUGGGCACCCUCACUUUCCUAAUGAAAAGUAUGAACAACGAAUCCGUGUUCUUCGUUCAGAAAGCACGCCCACACCGAGAUUUCCUCUCGUGGCGGCACACGAGAACGCAAAUGUCACCACUUGAUACCAACUAGUGUCGGACGACGGCGGCGCAGUGGUUAGCGCCUUAGAGUACAAACGUUCGGAUCCCGGGUUCAAAUCCCGGCGCCUCGUACUUUUCCGAAGUCCGAUUUUUCUUCUACGACAUCUAAAUAAGAAGAAAAUACAGCAGUAUACACCCCGACAAGCGAUAUCUACAGCCAGCAGCUACAAUUAUCACGGAUAUAUGAAAGAAGAUGGAGAAAAAGAAAAAAAAAGUGUGUUUCGUCCAGAGCCUGCUAGUGGACUCAUCAGUAAGGUUACCCAGCAGGCUCAUGCCUUAGACACAACAAGAGAAAAUAUAGCGUGCGUGUUUCGUCCUAGGCUGCUAGUGGCGGACUCCUCAGUAAGGCUCUCACCUAGCAGACCUAUACCUUAGACACUCGGAUAAGAAAAGUUGUGUUGGAAGUUAUAUUUAUUGAAACAAACAGUGUCAAUGUGACCACUAGUGAGAAAGCAUUAACAUCGCUAGCCCUGUGUUGAUAUCGAUGGCCCUCUGGUGACAAGCGUAAGACGUAUUCUACAAACGUGUAAUUUAAACUAAAUCAUUGUGAUGAGUUAUAAAUAGAUUGUACAUUUAUAGUGAAUUUGAAAGUGUAGAAAUGCACAGAUUGCAUAGAAUAAUGUGCAAAGAUAUCGAAAAUAUUGAAAGUAAAGUUUCUGCUAUAAUGUUAAAGAUUAACAUAAUAAAUGAGUUGUGAUACUUAAUUGUAUUGAACGAAAGAAAUUUCUAUUUAAGUUCAAUUUCCAUAAUUGUAUUUCUGUAAUAGUGUUAAAUAAAGCUACGAAUUUAUAUAAACAUCCACGCUCUAAUCAUAAUAGAGUAUCUAAUAUAAACAAAAUUAGAAGAGUAUGAAACAGAAUAUCGGACGUUAGUGAAUUCCUGUUUACAUAUCGUUAACACGAUAUGUUUCAAAGGAAAAAAACUAAAGAAAGAAAUGCACGCUGUAAUGUUUCUAGCCUGAUGUUUUCUUUCUUU